Carassius carassius (crucian carp) is the source of this 4589-nucleotide messenger RNA. RefSeq names its product G protein-coupled receptor 158b (gene gpr158b). Gene Ontology annotation, molecular function: G protein-coupled receptor activity. The record is from RefSeq and is a predicted model, not a curated record. Bases 324 to 4184 code for a protein of 1286 amino acids. Gene Ontology annotation, cellular component: membrane. Gene Ontology annotation, biological process: G protein-coupled receptor signaling pathway. NCBI's taxonomy places the organism in Eukaryota, Metazoa, Chordata, Actinopteri, Cypriniformes, Cyprinidae. The transcript has 11 exons.
CCACCCAAGUGCACAAGACUGACAGGAGCGAUGGCCAUUCACAAGUCUCCAGGACAGUAACGAGGGAAAGAUGCUUUUGGAAACAAUCAGCCCCCCGUCAGCUCCGAGCAGCAUUCGGUACUGAUGAGAGCAGUGAGCGCCACAGGAACACGGAUGCGGUAGAUAUUCGCCACAGUCACUCAAAGAUCGCGUCAGAUCCACAGAUGUGGGUGUUGUGGUCGGUGUGUGAGUUAUUAUUCCGAAUGAACCAUUAGAGUUGAGUAAGUUUUGAGAACGCACGUCUGUUUACGCUGAGCUGAGGAAUGGACGCACUCAUGAAGUGAAUGUCGAUGGAGAAUGUUCACGCUCCUCGUUGGCGUCGAGGCAUGGAUGCAUUCCUGCUCCACCUUCUUCUGCUAAUUGGAAUUGCGAAGGGAUCGAAUUACGGCUACGUGGAAUGGUCUGAAAAUGACAAAGAUCCUGAAAUCAAGGCUAAAUACCCGGUUUACAGCACCGGGGAGACGAUGCACCAGCAGCCGACCGUCUCCAGCACCGAGCGGACGGCCGUGGCGCAUAAGCUCGAGGAGGAUCUGCCUCGGGUGGUCACCGCUUUCCUGCACACGGGGGACUCGUCCACCCUGGAGCAUGUCAGCUGCUCUCGGCGGUACGAGCUGAGCAGUCUCCGCGGUGGAGCUCACGCCGCCUCGCACUCCUCCCUCCACGGCGUCCUCGACACCAUGACGCACGCCACCAACAUCCUAAACACGCUCCUGCAGUCCAACAGCUCCAGGGAGCAGCAUCCGAGGAGGGAUGUCCAGUGGUACCACGCGCUCGUGACGAGUAUGUUGGAAGGGAAUCCUAAAAUCCACCGGGCGGUGCUCACAUUUCACACGGAGUCUCCCGAGGCGCCCGGUCCGCAGGUGUUCCUUCAGGCGACCAGAGGCGAGGAGCGCAUAGUGCUCCAAGAUCUGUCCAACACCGCGCGCCAUCGCCUCAAAAACAGGACGCCCGAGUCUGAUUGGUACAACGAGUUUCGGGACCGAAAGAGACUCCAGAGGCUGGCCAACAGUCGAGGGUUUCCAGCAGCGCAGGGCGGAUAUUUUGUGGACAGAAGUCGUGUCAAGUGGUCUGCGCCCUUUCUCGAGUGCGAGCACGGCAGGUUUGUGCCCCACUGGCUGCUGACGCUCUCCGCUGGUUUCUAUGGUCUGAAGAAUUACACUGCGCCGGAGUUUAGAGGAGUUGUACGUGUGGAUGUUGAUCUGCAGGAUGUGGACAUUGACCAGUGCUCCAGCAGCGGCUGGUUUGCAGGAACCCACCGCUGUAACUUGACAACUAUGGAGUGUGAACCGAUUGCAGGCCAUGGAUUUGUGCUGGACAAGUACAAGUGCCAAUGCAAGAGUGGUUUCUACCACCCAAGCCAAGUGGCGCUCAAUGGCUUCUCGAAAUCAGACCGGGGAACGUACUCUGAUGAAUCCUGGGAGCUGUCCGGGAGGUGUUUGCCCUGUCGAGAAGGCUGUCCGUUCUGUACGGGUGACACCCCGUGUCUGGCUCAGGAGGACACGGCCCUCCGCCUCGCCAUGGUCUCCUUUCAGGGCUUCUGCAUGCUCCUGGACAUCAUCAGCAUGGUGGUCGUCUACCACUUUCGUCGCAACAAGAGAAUCAAAGCAUCUAGUCUUAUACUUCUUGAAGCGAUUCUUUCAGGAUCUGUACUUCUCUACUUCCCUGUUAUGAUACAGUAUUUUAAUCCAAGUGUUUUCCGGUGUAUUCUCCUGAGAUGGGUGCGUUUGCUCGGAUUUACCAUCGUCUAUGGAACAGUGAUUCUGAAACUGUACAGGGUUUUAAAGGUGUUCCUAUCCCGCACCGCCCAGAGGAUCCCGUACAUGACCAGCUGGAGGGUUCUGCGUCUGCUUGCUGUGAUUUUGUUGGUGGUCGUGUGGUUCCUUGUGGCAUGGACUUCAGCCGUAUGCCAGAGCCCUGACACCCAUGACGCCCUCAUCGACAUCGGUUUGACCCCAGAGGGCCUGCAGUUCAGCAUGUGCCUGAUGGACAGUUGGGACUACAUGAUGGCUGCUGCGGAGUUCCUGUUCCUGCUGUGGGGCGUCUAUUUGUGCUAUGCUGUAAGGACCGUUCCCUCCGCUUUCCACGAGCCUCGCUACUUGGCAGUCGCCAUUUAUAAUGAACUCCUCAUCUCUGCAAUAUUUCACAUCAUUAGGUUCUCUCUUGGCACUGGGCUGCAUCCAGACUGGAUGCUAAUGUUAUUAUUCGUCCAUACGCAUCUGACAGUGACGGUUACUCUGGGAUUACUUCUCAUUCCAAAGUUCUUGUUCACUGGAACUCAUACACGUGAGGAUAUAGCCACAGAGGCUUAUGAAGAUGAGCUGGAUAUGGGUCACUCAGGCUCCUGUCUAAACAGCAGUAUAACAUCUGCCUGGAGUGUGCACAGUCUGGAUCCUGAAGACAUUAGGGAGGAGCUCAAGAAACUCUAUGCCCAACUGGAGAUCUAUAAAAGAAAGAAGAUGCUGGCCAAUAACCCUCACUUACAGAAAAAACGCAGUUCCAAGAGAGGACUUGGACGGACACUAAUGCGCCGCAUCACAGAAAUACCAGAGACAGUGAGUCGGCAAUACAGCCGGGAAGAUCGAGAUGCAAGUGACCAUGGGAGUAACAGAGGCACCCUGAGGAGAAACCCAUUUGACCCAUCUCACUCCGGUAAGUCAAGGGAAGAAUCAUUAAAAAGAAAGAUGUUCUCACUGAAGAGAUCUCAUAGCUAUGACCAUACACACGACCAAGGAGGGGAAACCAAUGGGGUUUGUGAAGAUAAAAUGGAGAAUUCUACUACUGAGGCUUCUCUGCUUGACACCUUGAUGGGGCGGAGGUCCAACAAGAAGAACCCUGAGGUGCCAAAGGUCGAGUUAGCCGAAUCUACUGAAUCAGUGCCCUUAGUGUGCAAGUCCGCCAGUGCACAUAACCUAGCAGCGGAAAAAAAGCCUGUACAUCUUCGGACCUCUAUGUUACAGAAGUCACUGUCUGUCAUUGCUAGCGCCAGAGAAAGGAAGCUGGGCAUUGCGGGGAAGACCCACAGUGUGGAAGAUGCCAGUAAAAAGGGUCUCAAAGCAAAGGACAGCUCAGCACUUUCAGAAGUGGAUGAAUCCCCUGAGUGUUUACCAAAAAUGAUCAUCAGCCAGUCGGUUGAGUACACCAAAACGCCUAGUAAGAUGGGCAUCAUGAAGCAGCAGGUGAGCGGCAGUCAGCCUUCCAUUUUUUCAGAACCAGGGAAGAGCAAGGACCUGUACGAUCUCUCUGAGGUGUGCCCUUGGGAGGUGGAGGAGUUACCCACUCCAACAGAGGGCAAGUCACAGAAACACGUUUCCAUUGCCCCCACUGAAACCAAUACAAUCAAUGGGAGCAGUGGGAAAAGUGGACACAAGUCUCAACACAAACAAAAAGGCUUGGGCCAAUCUCUGUCAAACCGGCGCCGCUCCAGAGAUAAGACUGGGGACAGGGAUGAAGGGAGGAAACCCAAAUCACCACUCAACCUCAAUGCCCACAAAGAUACAAGUCCAUGGAGCUUUGAGGAUGUAUCGGUGCAAUCAAUGGAGACUGUACGACUGUCCCCAGAGAGAACAAGCCGCAAAAAAAGUGUCACUCCCACAGAUGGAAAAGCCAAAAUCAUCUUCUCAGACAUCUCCAAAUCCACGGGUAGCCUUUUACAGCCUCCAGCUCUUAUGGUUGAUAUCUGUCCUUGGGAUUACGAUCCCCCUCUGUCCCCCAACCAGGACAAGACUUCCAGCCCCACACAUCAUUCAAAGAGAAGAGAUUCUUGCUCGAAAAGAAAAGGAUCAUGUUCCUCCAAAGAGAAAGCUAAGGAUAAAGAUGAUGAUAAACGAACGUCCAAAAAUAAGGAGCGAAGAAGCUCCUCAAGCAAACCCUCUGAGAAGCGUCGCACAAGCCAAACAUUAGAGGGGGACCAAGUUGCCACAGUGGCAUCUGGCAGAAGGAGGAGCUCCACUAGAGACUCCGCCAUCAGCGGCAGUAAGCGUGCUGAUGUUUGCCCCUGGGAGACAGAGGUAUUGCCCAGUGUUAUCUCAAAUGAUAAACAGCCUCCAACGACUGAGAACCACACAACUCAAACACCGUCCACUUACAACAUGGCUGAUGUUUGUCCAUGGGACUUUGAAGAGAAGUUGUCAGGGAAAAGUGCAUGACACAGCAAUCACAUAAUUAUACCACUCCAGUAGGGUGUCUGAGAUGGCAGAUUCCAUAUUUGAAAGUCAAGGCCCAUUCACACCAAGAAAGCUAACUGUAACGGUAAUUGGCUUCCACAUCCACAACAGACACUAAUGUGCACUGCAGUGACGUCAUCUGCCUCUUUAAAUGCAGAAGCUCCUUGAAGAUGGAUGGGUUCUGAUUGGCUAUCAAGGUUUUUUAUCAUUCGUCAGCUGGAAAACGUAAUUCCCAACAUGAUAUUGCUGUUGUGUGGACUACUUUCAUAUAUUUAUAACAAUUACUUAACCUUUAUAGUCAUAGCUAUCAUCCUUGGGGUGUGAAUGGGCCUUUAGCCUUAUUUUCACACUUAUUUGUUUUACGUUUUAAAUAAGUUUGCAUAUAUA